CCACCUGGGCAGCAUUUCGGUCGCAUCGACUCCAUUUUUUGUGAAUGGGCUUUCAAAAGAGCGAAAUACUACACGGGAAAUAUCCGCUGAGCUCAAAUUUACAUAAUCUAUGUCUACUUUGAACUGCCCCGACAUGUUUUUCUUUCUAGAUUAUCAAGUUACGAAUAGAGAUGAAAGUAAUGAGAGGACCCUCUAGAAAGUUGAAACUUUUCCCAUAGUUUCUGCGACAGAUAUGAACGAAAAGGAAAUGGUAUAUUGCGCUAGAUGGCAUCUGUGGGGAAGGACAGUGGGUGUUGGUGGCGGUGGUGUGGCAGCUUUGUACAGUGGGUUACGCGGUUCAGUGCGAGUUGUACAGAAUUACAACCACCCUCGUCACUGGGGGCUGUUGUUGCUUUGCGAGGCUCCGGGGAACUACAAUCCUCAUUGUUCAGGGAAAUAGUUGUUGGUGAUUUCAAUGCAGCGCUGAUGUAGGUCGUUUAAUAAUACACGAUACGAAACAAAAGAUGGAUUAUAAACGAGCCAAGCUGCUGUGAGAGCGGACGGAUGUGUUUAUAAUAAUAAGUGAAUCAGUGUGAAACUCAAGUUCGGCAUCUCGCCCUCCGCCCUUCCCGAGGAACAAGAGUGACGUCUGUGUCGGUUCUGUCUGCGGGCGAGGCUUCCAACCAAGUUUAUGUGAGUCGGUCGAUGUGUUCCUGCGCAGCCACCUCGCAGUCUCCGUCGAGCGACAGUCUCCUCCCAGAGAGCUCACUCAAGCCUCACGCCCCACCGGCGCCCAGGGAGAGACUCUGGAUGUGAUCGAGGCGUCGCGUCCUCACGAGCGUCGACAUGGCGGUGGCGGCCGGCCUGGACGGGGUGCUGGGGUAUGUGGGGGCCCCGCACCCUUGCGUCACGGUGCAUCUCUUGCUGGCUCUAGGAAUGGCUGUGCUGGGCAUUGGCUCCGUGGAAGUCCUGACGAUGCUCCCCCUGCCUUUGUACGGCUGCUGGGGAGGCCUCUCUCCCUACGACCUUCUGGGCACCUGCGAAGGCAUCGCUCUCCUUCCCGAGACCAGUUUAGAGGACGUCCGGAACGUGCUCCAGUGCAGCAGCAAAAGCUGGCAGCCCAGCACCUUCCCCGGCGGGAUUCUCAUCGGCGUGCGAGUGGUGGUGUCCCUGGUGGCCGGCGUGAGCCUGGACGCCUUCGGGCGGCGGCGGUCCAUCGUGACUUGGAUGGGCCUCUACUUCGUGGUCGCCUUCGCCCGCAGCUUCUCGCCCAACGCCGAGUCCGUCGUCUUCUGCAUCACCCUGGAGGGCGCAGCCGCUCAGGCCUCCACGCUGGCGCUCGUACUCUUGGCUGCCGAGGGGAGCACGCAGAAGGAGUGCGUUCGCUCCGUCAGCCUGGUGUUACUCGGGCAUGCGAUAGGGGUUGCUGGGGCGACCCCCAUUAUAACGCUGUUCGUGCACGAUCCUGUCUACAGACAGAUGGCUAGAAGUCUUCCAUCUCUAGUCUUUGUCCUGUUCAUAUUUACACUUCCCGAGAGCGCUCGAUGGGCUGUCUGCCGUGGCAAAGUCAAGGAAGCGACGCUGAUGCUCAAGAAGUCGCAUCACGUUGCCUUCGACCCGACCAUCAAGCAUAAACUGUCGGCCCUUCAUCAGGAGCAUAAGCUCUCACUGGCUCAGUACGGGUGCUCCGGAAGGGCGAUCCGCGAGUCCCUGUACCCGCUGGUCAAAGCCCGAAGGGUGUUUCUCGGUGUUCUUUGUGUGUUCUCUUUGCGGCCUGGCCUUAGGGUGCGCCUCCGGGGCAAGAGGCAUCUUCGAUCCCCCCGCUUACAACAGUUUUGAGGACAGGCAGAUUGCGUACGGAAUCACUGAGUUUUUGGCAUUACUUCUCCUGGGUCUGGCACUGUCACGGGUUGGAGUGAAAUGGGUACUAGUUUCCCUGAUGUCUUCUCUUUCCGUGGCCCUCCUGCUGACUCGCCUGCU
Messenger RNA from Penaeus monodon (black tiger shrimp), 1959 nucleotides. RefSeq names its product solute carrier family 22 member 21-like. Lineage: Eukaryota; Metazoa; Arthropoda; Malacostraca; Decapoda; Penaeidae. The record is from RefSeq and is a predicted model, not a curated record. Bases 826 to 1818 code for a protein of 330 amino acids. Gene Ontology annotation, cellular component: membrane. Gene Ontology annotation, biological process: transmembrane transport. The transcript is spliced from 9 exons. Gene Ontology annotation, molecular function: transmembrane transporter activity.